AUGGAGCUUCCGUUCCAAUGGGAUGACGGGAAUUUCAUCUCUCCAUUUUUAACCAGCGGUGACGACACGCUGAGGGUACUUGCGGCGUGGCUGAAUGACUCGCCGCUGCUUCGAUUCCAGCACGGCGGUGCGCUUCGGCUCACGGACCUCGGAUGCGGGGACGGGAGCGCAUUGCUGUCUCUGAGCGCGGGGCUUUUCACGUUGUGGGGUGCCAGCGGUUGCCGUGACGUCUCUCCCCUGCAGUUGACGGCUGUCGGACUGGACCUUGACGAGGAACUUAUCCUUGCAGCGAGGCGUCGAGCGGAGGCAAUAAUUGUGCCACCACCGCAUCGUCUUCACUGCGUCUUUGAGACUGUGGACGUGCGCCAGUUGGAUGCGGCGCAAUACUUCCCGCUGUCGGAAUCCAGCCGCCACGUAUUGUUUGUGUACCUGCUGCCGGAGGGGUUAGAGGCCAUUCGUGAGAAGCUGCUGGAGAUAAUCUCUCGUGUUGCGCUUCUUGUGUCAAACCGCUGGGAGGUGCCAUUUCUUGCCAGGUGGAAACGCGUGAAGUUGCAGAAUUUGCACCUCUACCAGUACGUGGGGGAUGGGGCGAAUUAA
Messenger RNA from Trypanosoma cruzi, 597 nucleotides. RefSeq lists its product as uncharacterized. The coding region runs from base 1 to 597 and encodes 198 amino acids. Gene Ontology annotation, biological process: regulation of mitochondrial ATP synthesis coupled proton transport; positive regulation of proton-transporting ATP synthase activity, rotational mechanism; peptidyl-lysine trimethylation. Lineage: Eukaryota; Euglenozoa; Kinetoplastea; Trypanosomatida; Trypanosomatidae. Gene Ontology annotation, cellular component: mitochondrion. The record is from RefSeq and is a predicted model, not a curated record. The transcript has a single exon. Gene Ontology annotation, molecular function: protein-lysine N-methyltransferase activity.